AAUUUUCAGAUGACUUAUGAUUGUUUAACAAAAUAAUGUCUAAUUAUUCCACAAGUUAAUUUUUUUGAAAACAUUUUUUUUACAAUAUUUUAUUGGCGUUAUGAAGAUUUUUCAUAAAAUACACUUUGCUUUUUGAUGACAAGAACCCAAUUAUAAAAAUAUAGUUCAUACAUUUGGAUGAUUUUAAAAAUAGUGCAAAGAUUUGAAGUAAUGCUUUGGUUAUUUGUCUUUGCUAAUCUUUUCUUAUGUAAUGCAAAAAGCAAAAGAAAUAACUUUGAUUUCCAAAAAGCUAACAAAAGACAAUAUCUUGUAAAACCAGUUGAUAUUAACCAUUGGAGUGGUCCUUAUUUCAACGAACGCCAAACACAAAAUGCAUUCAAAAAUAUGAUUUAUGGUGUCAAUAAUGGAAGAAAACGCGAAGAACUAGGUUUUGAUGCUCGAAAGAUUUUAAACCUUGAUCCCGAAAACUCACUUAGAAGGUUGAACAUAGACGAAAAUCCAGUUGCAGAAACUUUUGCAGGGGAUAGUUCUGAUAGAAAUACUGUAGAAUCUCCUCAGGAAAGAUUAGCAAAUAUGAUAUCUAAACCAAUAAUACAUUAUGAAUACAGUCACGAUGAUCCAAAAUGGCGCGUUAAAGAGAAGUUGAAUAAAAUAAGAAAAGAAUACAGUGAUAAACGUCGCUAUGAAAACAAUAUUUAUAAAAAUUCAAUUCAAAGUGAGGAUGAAAAUGAGUAUAAACAAAAAAUGUAUGAAACUCCUUUUAAAAGAAACAAUAAAUUGUCUAAUGAUUUUUACGGAAGAAAUCUUGGAGUUACUCUUUACGAAAGUGAUAAAAUGGGGAACCAAAAAAAUAGUUUUAACGAUGAUGUAAAUGGAUUUAAAAAAUAUAUACCUCAUCACGAAUCUUCAAGCAACAAUGCUAUUGUUAACCUUAUUUUGGCAGAAAAAGCUUCAAGAAGAAGAUUUCCUGAAAAGGAAGAAACUGAAAACUUUCAUUUAUUUAAAACUGUUCCCUUUUUUAAACGAAAAACUCAUGUUGGCAAUGAAAUAAAUGAAAAUUUUAACCAGUUGGGAAAAUUUGAAAAAUUAAAUGACGAACGAAAUUAUUACUCGAAGGAUGAAGACACGAAAACUCAUCAUAACAGACUUGAAGAUGAACACUCCGUUGAUCAGUUUUUACAAAGUGAUAUGGGCUUAAGUAAUUAUCAUCUUAUAGAAAAAGAAAAUGGAAACGAUCGCGACGAACCUGAUAAUAAUCGGGAAGAAUUUAAUAAUAAUCGUGAAGUGAAUAAAUUAUUAAAACAUGACAGUUUCAGCCGAAUUUCAAAUCCAUAUGAAACAGAAAACAGCUUAAACGAAUACAAGAGCAACACUGCACAUGCGCAAAAUUCUCUAAAAAGGUACCACAACUCAAAACGUUCUACACUACUAGCCAAUCACGUUGUAACAAAAAAAAAUAAAAUCAAUAAACGAAAACUGAAAAAAAAAACAACGGCUGAACAAAAAGUCUCUAAAAAAUUUAAUGUUGAAAAUUCUAGCAGUAGCAGUAGCAAAAGAUGGAGCACGUUUCAACCAAAUGAAAUGUUUCAAAGACAUCCAAGCGAUUUUUACGGAGAGCAUUCCCAAAACAAUAUCCAAAUGAUUGGUGGAAGGUAUGAACCCAAUAAUAAUUGGAACAGGUUAAAUGAAAAUGACUACAUUACAAACACAGGAUUUGAAAAUGCACAUUCACCCGUAGAGGCUGGUUAUAUGGGCAAAAACGAUCUUGAUGUUGAAAUGUCUCUUCAACCAAUUAUUCAAAAUGCUUACCCAGGAGAAAUAUCAAAUCAUAAAGAAAAAAUGGAGUAUGGAGAAAAACUUCAGAGUCUUCAAUCUCAUGAUCACUCUGGCGGUAAACUCACAGAUGAUAUUUGGGCACACGAAUUUAACGCAAACGAGGUUGGACGUAACCACCAAAGUAGGCAUGGAAAAUUAAUGGGAUUUUUCGGAAACUCAGACCAAGGUGCACUUCUUCCUGCAGAAACAUUAGAUGGCAUUGCUGCUAAUUGGGAGCAUGCCCAUCAAAACGUGCAUUACGAAAAUUUACCUCAUAACAAAGGUGGAGGGCACAUUAUUCAAGCUAUUCAGGAUGAUCCGAUGAUUGACUCGCAAUUUUCAACAUUUGGAAUUGGAUUGGUAAUGGAUAAACAUCGUCAUGAUUCUAAGCAUCAAAACAAUGCUGCCAAUACGCAUUUACUUCCAGAUAGCAUGCAAGGGUCGCACUUAAUGCACGACGCAGAUUACGAGCAACAACUACAUAACUACAUGCUGUUAAACAACGAAAACAUUCCUGAUGACUCUCACCAUCAAGAAAUGUCAACUGAUGAGUACCAGAAUCACAUCAAUGAUCUUAUGAUGAAAUACAAGCCUUUGAUGGAAAAAGCUCACGACGGCUCGGAUGUUUCCAGCUACUUGUAUCAAAGUUUAAUUCCACAUCACAAACCAAAACAUCCUCACCCAGGAUACGACUAUUAUGCGUUUAAAAAUCCUUGGUCAAACAUGCAAAUACCAUACCAUAUACCAGUUGAGAAUCACCCAUUAGAAGAUGAACUUAAAGAAACGACAACAGAAAUAACGACCGAAGCAAAGCCUGAUUUUAUUGAAGGAAAACCUGAGUUGGUUUUUCCAAAACUAGUUGAAGCGAAAACUGAUUUUGUGGAAGCUAAAACGGAGUCUAUUGAAGCAAAACCAGAACUAAUGUUGGCAAAACCUGAAUUUUUGGAGGCAAAACCUGAACUCAUUGAAGCGAAACCUGAACUCGUAGAGGCAAAACCAGAGCUCAUCGAGGCAAAACCUGAGCAUAUUUUGGAAAAACCUAAAAUUAAGGAAGCAAAAGCUGAACUCAUAGAAGCAAAACCUGAGCUUCUUAAAGCCCAACCAGAACAUUUUAAAGAGAAUUCCGAAGCAAUUACAAGUUCUAAUCUUUUAAAGGAAAACCUCCAAACAGCUGGAGUAGGAGAUGAAAACAGUUCUGAACCAAAAACCGAAAAACUAAAUAAUAAAGAAGCAGGCAACGUUAACAAAUCAAACGAAAUUCAAAAAAGUGAAAAUAAGCCAACUGAAAAAGAACCUUUGAAACCAAAUUUGGGUGUUAAAUCACCAUGGGGAGAAGCGCCUUCAAAAAUUCCUUUGCAACACCAUCGCUCAAAUACAGAUAUAUUGUUUAGUGAUCCUAGUCCUAUAAUCCAAGCUUACAACCAAUUAAAUUUGCUAGUUCCGGCUGCACUGCAAAUCAAGGCUUUACAAGAACAACUCAAAGAAGUUAAACAAAAGUCCGCUUUGCAAAUUGCUUUAUUGGAAAGUAAAAAUAAAAACGCUUCAAAAUCUGAGAAAGAUGCUUCUUUACAAAUAACUCCUAACAAAGCAAUGUUUAAUGUUAACCCAGCUGAGAGGCUUACUUCUGAAGCAGGAUUGUUAUCACCUUCAAUAAUACAGGAACUUGUAGCUCAGGCAAAGAAUAUUAGGCCCACCGGUGAUAUAAAGUCAGGAUUGGAAACUUCAAGUAGCUCUGAAAAUAAAGAAAAAACUUUGUCACAAGCAAACUUAAUUCAACCUUCAGUUGCUCAAAAAGCAUUGUUAAAGCUAAUAAAUGCUGCAGUAGAUUCUUCUUCUAAACAACAAUAUAAAGACCAAAAAGAUGAAGCUUUAAAGCAAUUAAAUUUACAGACUGAUCAGUUGAAGUUGCUUGCAUUAAUCAAAAAUCUUCAACCUAGUAGUGCUACUGCAAUAGAAAAAGAACAUUUAAAUAGUAUGUUAAAUCAGAUAGCAUUAAAUAAACAUUUAGACUUGGCAACUAGUGCUGCUGUAUCACCACCUGCUGACAUUAACUCCAUGUUGUUAAAAAUUGUUUUAAAGCAGCAAAAUCCAAAUUUAAAUGUUAUUAAGUCAAAAGGGGUUUCAUUACUUCAAAAUGGUAAUGAAGUUUUAAACGUUUUUGAUAAAGAAAAAAAUAAAGGCUUUGCAAAACAAAACAGUUCAGAAGUAAUUCGUUUGCUGAUUGAAAAAUUACAACACAAAAAACAUAAAAAAUCAAAAGAUUUUGAAAAUCCAUAUGCAAAGAUUGGAUAUGUUGGAAAACGAGGACCACAAUCAUCACAGCAAGAAUCAAGCAAUGACGAAAUAACUAACAUUGGCACGAGUAAUGAAGCCAGUAUUAUUAAUGGUACUUCUUUUAACAAGAUUUUACAAUCGGUUAAUCUUCACUAUAACGAAGAUGAUGAAAACGAGGCAAAGUCAAAAAUAAGUGUUAAAAAAAGCAAAACGGCGGAGAAAAAUAAAAAUAAACCAAAAGAAAAAAUGACUCAUUUAGAAAAUUAUAAAAAAUAAAACUUCUUUUAUAAAGAACAUUUAGGAUGUAAAAUACGCGUUUGUAGAAUUAAUACUUUCAAAUUAAUGUAAAGAAAUCUGAAAAAUUAGAAAGAUGCACAAUAAAGAAACACAAAAUAAUCAUAUCCAUAAAUCUACAGGAAUGUUGAUCCGAAGCAUGAUCCGAAAUUAAGCAUGAGUUUAAAAAGAACACUAGAAAAAAGUUAAUGUAUUAAAUGUUAUGUACUAAAAUUAUUAUAUA
Hydra vulgaris (swiftwater hydra) is the source of this 4606-nucleotide messenger RNA. RefSeq lists its product as uncharacterized. Lineage: Eukaryota; Metazoa; Cnidaria; Hydrozoa; Anthoathecata; Hydridae. The record is from RefSeq and is a predicted model, not a curated record.